This is a messenger RNA of Plasmodium gallinaceum, 4038 nucleotides long. RefSeq names its product large ribosomal subunit nuclear export factor, putative. The transcript has a single exon. Bases 1 to 4038 code for a protein of 1345 amino acids. The record is from RefSeq and is a predicted model, not a curated record. NCBI's taxonomy places the organism in Eukaryota, Apicomplexa, Aconoidasida, Haemosporida, Plasmodiidae.
AUGAAUAAAAAUUUCAAUGACAACCAAAAAAAAAAGAGAGGUAAGAAAAAUGACAUUAGAAGAUAUGAUUUCAAUAAAAAGAGUAAGAGUUUUAAAUAUAAAAAGUCCAAAUUAAAAAAGAAAUUUCCUAUAAUUAAAAAAUGUAAGAAUAAAAGUAAUAACAUAUAUAUAAAAAAAGAAAACAAUAAGAGACUUAACAGUAAUACAACAGAUAAUAAUAGAAAAAAUAUCUAUGAUAUUGAAUAUAUGCUAAACGGUAUAAUUGAAAAUAAAAUACAUUUAAAAAAAAUAGAUGAAAAUUUUAUAAUUAAUUUAAAAAGAAUUUAUGAUAUAAAUAGUUUAUGGUUUAAUUUAAAAAAAAAUAUAGAACAUAUAGUUUUAAAAUAUGUUUUAAAAAAAAAAAAAGAUAAGUUACAAUACGAUAAUAUAAAUUUCUAUAUAAAAAAAUUACAAAAAAAAGAGUUUAAUAAAACAAAAGAAGUAAAAGAAAAUUUAAGAAAAGAAGAAGAUAAUGAUAGAAAAAAUGCUUUUCAGCAAAAAUUAUUUUUUAUAGAAAAAGAUGAUACACUUUUUGAGUUUGAUAAUGAAAAAAAUCAAAUUGUAUUAAAUUUCAAACAAUGGAAAAAUAAAAUAAAAUUGUUAUUAAAAAGUAAAAUACUACAUUCAGUAAAAGAUGAAAAUAAUAAAGAAAAAAACUUUAUAGAAAAAAAUAUUGAAUACAAUAAUAUACCAAUAUAUUUAAAACAAAUUUAUAAUAUAAAUGAUGAAAGGGAUAAACCAAUAAAUAACAUAAAUUUAAAAUUAUUAUUAAAAAAAAAAGUAAAUAUGAAAGAUAUAUUUAAUUUACUUUAUGAUAUUGGUUUAAAUAUGAUUUAUUCUAAUUAUAAAAUUUUUAUGGAAAAAUUUUCAGAAGACGAUGAAAAAAUACAUUUGGAAAUAAUUCACAAUAAGAAUAAUAUUUUUAGUGAUAGAAUUAAUAAUAUUGUUGUAUUAAUUAAAAAAAAUCCACUAGUAUAUAUUGUUUAUGUACAAAUUUUAAUUGAUUAUUAUCAAAAAAAAGAAGAUGUAUUUAUAAAAAAAUCUAUUUUAGAAUGUUUAAAGCAUAUAUUUUUGUUUGUUUUACCAAAUGAUAAUUUACAAGAUAUUCAUGAAAAUAAUAAAGACAUUAUAAAUUAUAUUUUAAAUAUAUUAUUUAAUAGAUUUAAUUUUAAAGAAUAUAAUUUUUCUUCAUUUUAUUUCUUUUUUAAUGCUUUAAUUUAUCUUUAUGCAUUUGAAAAUUUUACGAAGAAAUUAUUUUUGAAAUAUAUUUUUAUUUUAAAAAACGGUUUAUACAGUUUGAUACCAAGUGUGUUUUAUAUUUCUGCAAAAAAUAUAAAUGAGUUUUGUUUAAAGAAAAAAGAAAACAAAUAUGCGAAUUUAAAUAUAAUAUUAGAAGGAUACUUAGCUCUUAAAAAAGGAAAUCCAUUACUUUUAAAUUUUUUAAAACAUAUUAUAACAAUUGAUAAUUUGAGAAGAUAUAUUACUUUUUUUUUGUUCGAAAAAAUUUUGUCAAAUUUGAGGUUUUGUGUUGAUAAUAUUGUUUUUUCAUUAAAAAAUAUAGAAAAACAUAAAAAUAUAAAUGAUAAAUUAAAAAGUGAUAUCUUAAGUAUAAAUAGAUGUUUAUAUCUUUUAUAUAAAAUUAAAUGCAAUUCAUUUAAUGAUAUAACUGAAAAUAUAAUUUAUUUUUCAACAUAUCUUUUUGAAAUGUUUUCAAAAAAUGUUUAUGAACUAUUUGAUAAUAAAAAUGUAUUUUUAAAUGAAUGGAAUAUAGAGAAAAUGAGUUACAUAAGGUAUAAUAAUGAAGCAGAUAAUAUGAAAGAUAGUGACAAAUUAAUUAAUGAUAAUGAACAAAUUGUUAAAGAGGAUAAUAAAAAAAAAAUAAAUGAAGAAAAAAUAUCAAACAUAAAUGGAGAUUCUUCUUCUAUUAAUGCAAAUAAUAAUUGUGAUGAUGAUGUUAAUAUGUGUAUUAAUGGUGAAGUAGAUUACAACCUUAAUAAUUUUGUUAAUGAAUCCCACCAGUCUUCAUGUAUGUUUUAUAAUGCAUCUAUAAAUGGAAAUGAUGAAAUUUCAGUUAAUGAUAAAAAAACAGAUACUAGCAAAAAUGGGGAAAUAUAUAUGAAAGGAAACGAUGAAGAAAUAUAUAAAACAGAAGAGGUAACUAAUAUAAAAAAUGAUAAAAAUUUGAAUAAUGAAUGUAAUGAUAUAAAAAAUAUAGACAUUAGUAAAAAUAAAGAGAAUAAUUCCAAGUUUGUUGUAGAUUUAAAAAAAGGAAAAAAAGAAAAAAAAAAAAUAGAAAAAAAUAUUUUUCAUAAAAAUUGUUUGUAUUAUUACUUAAGUAAAAAAGUUCUUAAAUUAUUAUCUAGUAUUUUAUUCAAAAAUAUAUACUUCAUAAUUUAUAAUAAAUGCUUAUUAUUAAAAAAUCAGAAUAAUACUUACAUAAAUAGAUCAUCAGAAAAAAAAUAUUUACACAGUUUGAAUUUUCUUUCUUUUCUGAAAGUUAUAAACAGUGUUGAUUCAUAUAAAAUUAAAAUAAAUUUUCUCAUUAUUAUGUUUCUUUUAUUAUAUUCUUCAAAUCAAAUAGAUGAUAAUAUAUAUUGUUAUUUUUAUAGUAUUUUAAAAAAUAUAAAUUAUUAUGAAAGCGAAUAUACAUACAAUUUCUAUGGCUUAUUAACAGUUAUAAUUUUAACAGAUAAUAAUUUAAUUAGGAAUGUCAGCUUUAUAAAAAGAAUUUUUCAAUAUAGUAUUCAUUCAAAUGAAUCUUGUGCUCAUUUAUUUUCUUUAAUGAUGAUACGAUACUUAAUUUUAAAAAAGAGCUUUUUAAUAAAAUUUUUAUAUAAUGAUGAAAAUAAAUUAUAUGAUCAAAAUUUUGAUUACGUAAAAAACUCAUAUAUAUUGAAAUUUAAUAAAUAUCAUAAAGAGGAAAAUAUAAAAAUGAACGAUAAAAUGUUUGUAUAUAAUAAGUCUGUAAAUAAUCCUGUAGAUUCCAAUUCUAUAUUAACACAUUUUUAUGAAUUUUAUAAUUUAUCAUCUAUGCUCAAUGAUAAUUUUAAAAAUAUUUUACUUGAAUUUAGAAAUAUAACAAUUUUUAAUUAUAAUCCGUUUCAAAGAAAAAGAUUUAAUCUAAUUAAAAACAGUUGUAAUAAUAAAUAUAUUAAUAUUUCGAAUUCUCCAGAUCAAAAAAAUAAAAAUGAUUUAAUUUUAAAUGGAGAUAAUACUCAAGAUAUGAUAAACAAAGAGAGCAAUAAAGAAAUUAAUAAUAAUAAAGACCAAAAUGAAAAAAAAAAUGAUGAUGAUAUAAUUAUCAAUAUAAAGGAGAAUGGUAAUAAAAAAAAAGAUAGAAUGAAUUAUGCCAUUAAGGAUUUUAAAGAUGGUAAUUCUUUAGGUUUUACAAAUAAAAAUGAAGCAUGUAAUGAAUUUAAUAAUUAUACUUAUGAAACCAAUACAGUUAUUAAUAUUAUGGAGAAAUUAACAAUAGAAUAUAAAAAUGCCAAAGAUCAGGUAAAUAUUUUAAAUAUUUUUAAUAAUUUUUUGCAUGAUUCAUGUAUUAAUGAAAAGGGUGAUGGAGUAAAUGAGACAAUUAAACAAAAAUCAAAAUUAAUGAAUAAUACAUAUCAGAAAUAUUUUUAUGAUAUUCUAUAUUAUUAUAAUAAUAAUAUUUUUAAGAAAUUUAAAGAUAAAUAUCAAAUUAAAAAAAGUAAACCGAAUGAUGAGGAAAUAUCGUCAUCCAUUGAUGAAGAACAGGAAGAAGAUGCAUAUUUGGAUGAAUUUAUUACUAAAAAUUUUGAUAUAGAUAAAGAUUUAGAUGAGGAUAUCUUGUACGAUAAUAUGAAAAAUAAUUGUAAAAAGAAAAAAAGAAAAAUGAAUGAAGAAAAUAAUUCCAAAUAUAAGAAUUCUAGAAAUUUUCAUAAAAAGCAGCAUACUACAAAAAAAAACGAAUCUACAGAUAUACUAGACUUUUCAGAUUUUGCUAAAUUAAAAAAAAAAGAAAUAAAAAUUUAA